AUGAACAUUGAUGAAAAGUUCUUCAGGAAACACCAGCAAAUCCCUGAUCAGACCAUCGUAAGAACACCGUAUGGAGGUCGGCUGGUUGUCACCAUGCCUCAUGGGAACAACAUUGUGGUUCACUUCAAGGAUAAAGACCUCGUCCGCCACAAGAAGAGAUGGUCUCAGAUCAUGUACCUUUACUAUCUUCUGGGCUAUAAACUCAUGACCAAAUAUUACUCAAGCUGGAGGAUGGGAGAAAAUGAGAAGGAGUUGAAAGAAAUGGUCCAGAGAGAGAAGCACAACACCUACCUUCUGGCUUUAGAUGGGGACACAGACUUCCAGCCCAGUUCUGUGAUGCUACUCAUCGACCGUAUGAAGAUGUACCCUCGAGUCGGGGCAGUGUGCGGCAGGGUUCAUCCCACCGGAUCAGGUCCUGCAGUUUGGUUCCAGAAGUUCGAGUACGCCGUCAGUCACUGGCUGCAGAAGACAGCAGAGCAUGUGUUCGGAUGUGUGCUGUGCAGCCCCGGAUGCUUCAGUCUGUUCAGAGCAGCGGCGCUGAUGGACGACAACGUGAUGAAGAGAUAUUCAACCAAGUCCAUGGAGGCGAGCCACUACAUCCAGUACGACCAAGGCGAGGACCGCUGGCUGAGCAAUUUGCUCUUAAAGCAGGGCUGGAGGGUGGAGUACAACUCAGCAUCUGAUUCCUACACUAACGCACCAGAGGGCUUCAAAGAACUCUACAACCAGCGCCGGCGAUGGGGACCAUCCACAUUAGCUAACACCGUGGAUCUGCUGGGCUCCACCACCCUUAUUUCCAAGAGAAACUCAUCACUUUCCAAACCUUACAUGUUUUACCAGCUAUUUGCCAUCAUUUCAGUAAUUCUGGCUCCUGCCACCAUCUGUCUUAUGGCUGCAGGUAGUUUGACCUAUAUCUUUGGCAUCCAUUCUGGUGGUGCUCUGAUCAUUGCCGUGAUUCCUCCUGCCAUCUAUCUGGGUCUUUGCUUCCAUCUCAAGUCAGACACUCAGAUCACUAUAGCAGCAGUCAUGAGUGACAAAUGGUGA
Stegastes partitus (bicolor damselfish) is the source of this 1044-nucleotide messenger RNA. RefSeq names its product chitin synthase 3-like. The transcript has 8 exons. Bases 1 to 1044 code for a protein of 347 amino acids. The record is from RefSeq and is a predicted model, not a curated record. Lineage: Eukaryota; Metazoa; Chordata; Actinopteri; Pomacentridae. Gene Ontology annotation, biological process: chitin biosynthetic process. Gene Ontology annotation, cellular component: cell periphery; cell septum. Gene Ontology annotation, molecular function: chitin synthase activity.